Messenger RNA from Paraphaeosphaeria sporulosa, 1938 nucleotides. Its product is annotated as SPRY domain-containing protein. Gene Ontology annotation, molecular function: protein binding. The record is from RefSeq and is a predicted model, not a curated record. The transcript is spliced from 3 exons. Lineage: Eukaryota; Fungi; Ascomycota; Dothideomycetes; Pleosporales; Didymosphaeriaceae. The coding region runs from base 103 to 1704 and encodes 533 amino acids.
CCGCCUGCGCAGCACCACAGGCACGCCCGCCACCAGCCAUCUGCCCGAGGACGCCGCUUCGCCGACGCACCCGACGGGAAUACAGCAUACUCGCUACUCGUAAUGUCGGCGCAGGACGCCCAGCAGGCGCUCUCGCCGCCUACGACGCUCUACCGCAUGUACCACAGCCCGCCUGUCCAGACCGCGACACAACCCGCCCACGUCCACGAGCACACACAGAACGCCUACCACGACCCCGUGCGGAUACAGGGCAGCAUGGGCGACCUUUCGUCGACGGUCAAGGGCAUCAUGAUCGGCAUCUUCUCCGUCCUAGGCGCUGCGGGAUUCGUGCUCAUCGUUGCCGCCAUCGUCUACUACUUCCGAUACACCCAGCAGGGCCGCAUCUUCCUGGACAGGUUAUCGCGGCCGGGAGAGUACGACGAUGAGCAGCAGUUUGCGAAGGAGGAGGCCGAGGCGCUUGAGGACAUGGACGACAUACAAAGAACAGAGUAUCUGAGGGCAAAAGCGUUCAUCCAAGCCAACCCGCCCGAAUCCGUUCAAACCGACAUUUCCUUAUCGCAGUUCUUGGCAAUCCAAGAGAAGGGCGUGUCUGCCUGGGAAUUCGAACCCGAGCUCGAGAUCGCGAAUUGUUUCGUAGAAGGACGGACCGAGAUUGAGUUCUUCGACUCGGAAUGCAGCGUGCAGAGCAACCUACCGAUCCCGAAGCAGAAUGAGGUCUACUACUGGGAGGCCAAGAUCUACGACAAGCCCGAUACAACCAACCUUGCCAUUGGUGUGACCACAAAGCCGUAUCCCUUGUUCAGGCUGCCUGGCUUCCACAAAUACUCUAUAGCGUACACAUCCCAUGGCUCGCGGCGACAUAACCAGCCAUUCACACCUACCUCUUACGGCCCUGCUUACGUGCAAGGCGAUGUUAUCGGCGUCGGUUACCGACCUCGCACAGGCACCAUCUUCUUCACGCGCAACGGAAAGAAGCUCGACGACGUGGCUCACGGUCUCAAGACUCAGAACUUCUUCCCGACUGUUGGUGCCAACGGGCCCUGCCAAGUGCACGUCAACUUUGGCCAGAUGGGAUUCGUUUUCAUCGAGGCUAACGUGAAGAAGUGGGGUCUGGCUCCCAUGACAGGCAGUUUGGCUCCCCCGCCUCCCUACGGCAGCGAACAAGGGUCCAUACUGCUAGACAGCGGCCGCGAAGGUGUAAGAGAAGGCAUGGCAGGCAAUUACAUAUCUGCUGGAUUUGGACAUGGACGGACAAGCAGCCAGCAGAUGCGACUGGGUCGGCACCAGCCAACAAGUCCCGGUCCGCAGCGCAGUCCAACCGAUAUCUCCUUGGCUCAGCUAAGCCUAGUAGAUUCGAACGAAGAGUACGACGUGGGUGAGGGGACAAGCGCAGAAGCAGCCAGACACGAAGCAGUGCACGGUCUUGGAUUCCUUCAACCCGGAGACCUACCUCCCGAGUACACAAGCCCCGUAGGCUCUCCGAACCUCAGCAGCGUCGCCAGUCACGCCGACAGCUACUGGGAAGAACGCACUCCGCUUAUACAAGCUUCGCAACCUCAACCCGCCCGACAGGCCAGCCCACCUAUACCUACUUACGACGCUGCAGUGCGUGACUCACCCGCGCCAGAGCCCCCACAGGUUCGGGUUCGCAGUGCUACGGAGACAUCGCGAACGCGAAGAGGUCGUAACCAGUCACGGUCAUGAGUUCCUCCAAACAUUACCUUCCAUACCCUGUAUCUCUUGUUUCUUUUGUUAUCAAUUGGUGACAAUCUGGUCACCAUCGCGUCACGGAUCUAACUAUACCCAUCUCUCACACUCGCAUAUCAUCUCCUCGGUCACCUCGGAGCUCUCGAAACGAACGGAAAACGCAGGAAUAGGGGGCGAUUAUUCUUGCAUAGCAGCAGGAACUGUGUAUCAAAGAGCGAUUAAGCACGCAUU